Fopius arisanus is the source of this 4817-nucleotide messenger RNA. It is a transcript of the gene GluClalpha, whose product is annotated as glycine receptor alpha 1. The record is from RefSeq and is a predicted model, not a curated record. Gene Ontology annotation, cellular component: neuron projection; plasma membrane; synapse. NCBI's taxonomy places the organism in Eukaryota, Metazoa, Arthropoda, Insecta, Hymenoptera, Braconidae. The transcript has 11 exons. The coding region runs from base 269 to 2092 and encodes 607 amino acids. Gene Ontology annotation, biological process: nervous system process; signal transduction; chemical synaptic transmission. Gene Ontology annotation, molecular function: transmembrane signaling receptor activity; excitatory extracellular ligand-gated monoatomic ion channel activity; transmitter-gated monoatomic ion channel activity involved in regulation of postsynaptic membrane potential.
CCAGGUAGGGCCAAAAGAGAAAAAUACAGACGUAUAUAUAUGGAUGAGAGUUGGGCUGGUUGGAGGCAUUCUCCACCAGCCGCCAGUCCUGGAGAGCUAUUCCUCGAGGUAGCACUGUUUUUUGCCGCCUUAUAUCUCUAUAACAUUUAUCAGUUCACUGUACGGAUAUUCUAGUCCUGUUAGGCACAUAUCGCCAGGCGCCAUGUCAGCAUUACCACGCCGUAACGCCGUCAUUGCCUAGGAUUUUCGUUCUCUCCAGGCCGCCGCAAUGUGGCCUGGAGUACUACCGUUGGUAGUUGUACUGAUAACUCUCCUACAUCUUCCGAGAUGUUCGCUGGGAAAAGUCGACUAUCGGUCGAAGGAGAAGGAAGUGCUGGAUGAGAUACUCGGAGAAAAAAAAUACGAUGCUCGUAUUCGACCCAGCGGCGAAAAUGGAACAGAUGGCCCGACAACUGUCGAAGUCAACAUGUAUCUUCGCUCAAUCAGCAAAAUAGAUGAUAAUAAAAUGGAAUAUUCGGUUCAACUGACAUUUCGAGAACAAUGGCUUGAUGAGCGACUCCGAUUCAAUGAUUUCGGAGGACGUUUAAAGUAUUUGACACUCACCGAAUCAACACGUGUGUGGAUGCCAGAUCUUUUCUUCUCGAACGAAAAAGAAGGCCAUUUUCACAACAUUAUCAUGCCAAAUGUAUACAUACGAAUAUUUCCAAAUGGUUCAGUACUAUAUAGCAUUAGAAUAUCACUGACGUUGGCGUGUCCGAUGAAUCUGAAAUUAUAUCCUUUGGAUCGACAAAUCUGUUCGUUACGCAUGGCCAGUUACGGUUGGACGACAGAUGACUUGGUAUUCCUAUGGAAAGAGGGCGACCCGGUUCAAGUAGUCAAGAACUUACACCUUCCACGCUUUACACUGGAAAAAUUUUGGACCGAUUAUUGCAACAGCAAAACGAAUACUGGCGAAUACAGCUGUUUGAAAGUGGAUUUACAUUUUAAGAGGGAAUUCAGUUACUAUCUCAUUCAAAUUUACAUUCCUUGCUGUAUGCUUGUGAUUGUGUCAUGGGUAUCCUUUUGGCUGGAUCAGAGUGCGGUGCCCGCACGAGUGUCACUCGGAGUGACAACUCUACUCACAAUGGCAACACAAACAUCUGGAAUAAAUGCUUCACUGCCACCGGUAUCUUAUACAAAAGCAAUCGAUGUCUGGACUGGUGUGUGUUUGACAUUUGUAUUUGGUGCGCUACUUGAAUUUGCCCUGGUCAAUUAUGCCUCACGUAGCGAUAUGCAUAGGGAGAAUAUGAAGAAGAAAUAUCGUGAAAUUGAACAUUCAGCAUCCGUCGAUCCAGCAACAGAGCUUCUAGAACCGGAUGGCUCGACAAAUUUUCAGAUGGUCGUGGCUCUCCAAGUUCCCGACGAGAUCCAAGCGCAUCGAUGUAAUAUCACGGAUCACCUUUCCUCUCGUAUUCGCACUGUUCAACCUCGCGUACUGGUCCACGUACCUGUUUCGGGAGGAAGUAGACGACGAGUGAAUAGCGAAGAUGAGGAAGAGGAUGAGCAUCUUGGAUCUAGGAACGAUGUGGCUCGCGGCCAUUUUUAUCAUCCACACACACGCCAUCGGAUGCGCAAUCAUCAUUCACAUCAUGGUAAUCGUCAUCAGCAUUCUCACCAUCAACAUUCGCCUCAUCAGCACAACAAUUCCUACAAUCGUUCACGACACCGUCAGCAACAAUCACCAACAAUCUCAACACAUACGGCAGAUGGUGAUGUUCAACAUUCAUCACCGGGUCGCCUAUCUUCUAGAUUACCAUCACGUGAUUCAGCAUCACCUGUAUCUUCGCGAGUGGUAACACCAUCACCAUCACCACCAUUAUUACAUCGCACAGCUGAUAAAUCGAAGAGUAAAUUCUCGCGUUUACCGCUCAGUCAAACGGAAAAAUGCUGCUUUGGUCUUAUACCAUUGCGUUACUUCACCUGUCACGCUAAAGGAAGUGCGAGAAUUGAUGUUUUAGCACGUUUUGCUUUUCCAUUUAUGUUUGUUGUAUUUAAUUUUGCUUACUGGUCUAUGUAUCUCUUUCAUGGUGAAGAAGAAACUAAGAUGAGCUGAGGAACAAGGGUACAUCAUUAUAGGAACAAUAAAAAUCUUAACGCUGAUUGAUAGAACAUUCGUAUUGAACCACAUUUUUAUUUCCACCAAUCGAUACAACAUCAAAAACAUUUUUUAACUCAAACAAAUUAAUAAACAAAUGAAAAAAUAUAUAUCCAUCGUUGACGCGCUCGCUGCUAUCAAUCGUUUAUACCACGAUUGAACAUGUCGAGAUGAUACGAUUCAAUGCUCAAACAUAUUAGGAAAGCAAAACAACAUGAAAACAAAGUGAAGUAUUUCAAAAAAAACACACACACACUAAUUCCGGGAACAUUUCUCUGUAAGCACAAAACGAAUUUGGGCGAGAAAAAAUCAUGAAUCAUUUGUAUGAAUGCGAAAUUCGUAGAAUUAUUAAAUUUAUUGAGUGACCGCGUGCCACAAAGUGACAUUAAUGUAGGGGGCCUUGUAAAGCCACGGCCUUUCAAAGUGAACUAAGCAAAUUAUGGACAAGACAAAACAAACAUUAUGCAUAUACAUUUAUAAUUAUUAUAACUAUGUAUUGAGAGGUAACUUGUUAUAACAGUCGGUGACUUCUUUUCAUAUAAAACUGAAGAAAAAAAAAACGGAAAAAUAUAACAUAUGGAAAAUGAAUUAAAUGCUCUAAUCUCAUGAGAUUUCGUUGUACUCGACCGAGAGAAAAGAGAGAAAUAAAAAAUAACUCAGUUAACUUAUUUGAAACGAGCUUUAUGUGAGUAAGCGAUAUUCCUCUGAAUGGAUUUUUUUUUCACAUGAGGAUAUCACAAGAUUUUAAGAAAAAGUGUAAUACGGAUAAUGUAUAAACUCGUCAUUGAGUGAUUGAAGUUUUUUAUUCACCGAAAUGAAACACAGACUGGGGUUAAUCUGGAAAUAGUUGAAAUUGUAACGGAACAAUUCAUAAAUGAUCCAAGCAAUCUGAAAAGUAGUUGCUACUUCGAUCUCUCAUGAUAUUCAGGAUCACAUUGAUUAAUCCCAUUGGAACAAAUUGCAAUGAUGACGGUUGAGAAAAUAUAUCAACUUGGACAAAGUUAGAGCGGGUAUAAAAACAGGUGAGUUACAAAUCGGGUAUUCUCCAUUAUAAUUAAUGGUCAACCAGUGAAUUCAGUAUCAAUUGCACUCGUAGUGGGUUAAUAGCGAGAUAAAUGCAAGUCAUGAAGUUAGUCCAAAUGCAUCAAAAUAGUUGGAAAAGAUACAGAACCGAAGAAAGCGGCUGUCUCUAAAACAGUUGAUGUGAAGUAAAAUUAAGAGUGAUAAUAUUAUUAAUAUUUACGUUAAACACUGAAUUUUCGUGAUUUUUCGUCACUUUACUCCGUCGACUCUGGGUCAUCUUAUUGGUUUGUUUGCAGAAAAAGAGUGAGAAGCUAGGAACUUCAAGAUUGUGUGAUACCAUGUCACUAAGUAUUUCAAUACUUCCAUCAAACCUACCAUCUCAGCGCUAGUGAAAAUAAUUAUCAGUUAUUUUACCGUAAUAUUUGAUAUUGGCUGCCUUGAGCCAUUAUGGUAUGAUUUUAGAAGUUUCUAAAUUUUUAACAAAAAAAAAACCGGAAGAAUGGGCAAAAAAUGUCCCAAUAAGAACAUAAAUCCAAGGAUGAAUGAAAUAAACAACAAAAAAUUGAAUGAAUAUUUUCAAAUGAAUUAAGUGUGGAUGGUAUCCAUAAUAAACGAUGGAAAGUAACUGUUAUAGAUAUGCUUGACGAGUUUUAAAUCAUGGUAAUUUUGCGUUAAUUGAAGAAAAUGAAGAACUGAAGAAACACAGAGUGGAACGUGAGAUUAUAAAUUUCAUUCUUAUUAUGAAAAAAAAAUGAGGACGUAAAAAAUAAAAACUGCACACUAAUGAAAUUGAAAAUGAAUAAAGAAAUGAAACUAGAAAGUAUUGACAAGCAAUACGAAGUUCUAGAAUUAACUACUGUUAGUGUCGAUAGUCACACUCAGUACAUGUAUCGAUAUAGAAGAAGGAAAGAAAAAAACAAAUUCAUGCAUUAAUAUUCAUCUGAAAUUCAUCAUCAUUCCAUUGUAAAUAAUUAUCAACUUUCAAAAAAAAUCCUGAAAAAUACAUACGGAACAUUAAAGACAACUAUACCAUAUGGCAUAUCUGACAGGCUGGUCAAGAGAAAUAAACAAUAAGCCAAGGUGUGGUAAAAUUGUUCAUGUGUUUUAUCACAGUUGAAAGUGAUUGCUGUGUUCAGAGAAAGAGUGAAUUUUAUAAAUAGAAGAUUAAUCAAAUGCAAAAAUUCAAAACAUCUCAUGCAAUUGUGGCAAGUAGUUCAAUGUACUUGUAAAAGAUAUUUCAUCUGACUGAAAAGUCAGAAAAAUAUGCCAGCAUGCAUAAUUUCAGCAAUGCAUCCUUAAUUUCAACUAAAUGCACCUGAAAAAGACUGCAUGCUGCCAUGUACUUCAGGUGCAUAAUAAAUACUGGCAGAAAUAUUUGUAAAAAAAAAUUGGAAUGGCCAAGAAAAAAUCCAAGGUAAAACAUACCCGAAUCGGUAACAUUAAAAGGCUUCCAUGCAUACACGAAGAUAAAUAUUCAAUAAAAAUGACGUAUUCUUUCCGUUAUUCCAGAGCUAAAUGUGGUUAAGGAAAGUUUCACGGAAUUGUCACGAAAUUUUAUCCGACUGUUCCGUAAUUCUUGUCUCAACUCCUGUGAAAAAUUUUUUUUGCAGAAUGUCUUAAGUACGCAAUGGAAAGUGGUGAAUAAAAGACAAAAAAAAAA